This is a messenger RNA of Schistocerca cancellata (South American locust), 3014 nucleotides long. RefSeq names its product insulin-like growth factor-binding protein complex acid labile subunit. Gene Ontology annotation, molecular function: transforming growth factor beta binding. Gene Ontology annotation, cellular component: cell surface. The transcript has 6 exons. The record is from RefSeq and is a predicted model, not a curated record. Gene Ontology annotation, biological process: immune response; transforming growth factor beta receptor signaling pathway. Lineage: Eukaryota; Metazoa; Arthropoda; Insecta; Orthoptera; Acrididae. The annotation marks the transcript as partial.
CCCGGCGUCGCGACGCUGCGCCUGUCGUGGCGCCCCGCCCCCCUCGUCGCGCUGCCCGCGGACGCCCUCUCCAGGACGCCGCUGCUGAGGCGCGUCGAGGCGCGGGCGGUCGCCGACCUCGCCACCGUCGACGAGAGCGUCUUCUCCGCCACGCCCCACCUCGAGUACCUGCAGCUCACAGGGAGCAAGGUGUCACAGCUGCUGCCAGACACGUUUGCAGCGAAUCGCAACCUGUCUGCGGUGGACCUGAGUGACAACCAGCUGGACGGACUGCCCGCUGAACUGUUCAGACACAACGCGCUGCUCACCCAGCUGAAGCUAUCCGGGAACCACAUCGAGGCGCUGCACGUGGACACCUUCAAGGUCAACAGGCUGCUGCAGGAGCUGGAUCUUUCGGACAAUCCACUGCUGGAGCUUCCAGCGGGUCUCCUCCAGCACUGCCCGCACCUGCGCUCGCUGAACUUCUCGAGGACGCACGUCUCGGCACUGCACCGCACUGCGUUCUCCAGGAACGCUGCCCUGGAGUCGCUGGACCUCUCCAGCAACAGCCUCCAGGCGCUGCCUGCGGCGCUGCUGCCCAACCACGGCCGCCUCUCCAGGCUGGACCUGUCCAGCAACCAGCUCCGCUCCAUCCCGGAGAAGCUCUUCAGCGCCACGGGCGGUCUGCGGCUUCUCAACCUCAGCCACAACGAUGUGCACUUCUUGCCGCCUGGAACCCUCCGGAGGACUCCAGAGCUGCAGGUGGUGGAUUUGUCCUGGAACCAGCUGCGUACCCUGCCCAGGGAGUUGCUGUGGUGGGCUCCAGCGCUGGAAGAGCUCCGCCUCGCUGGAAACCGUAUUUCCAGUGUGCACCCGGAGACACUUUCUGGGAAUCCCAGGCUCAGGCUCCUCGACCUGUCACACAACCUGAUGGAAGAGCCUCCUGCUGACUCCACUCUCGGCCACAACACGGCGCUGCGAUCGCUGGACCUGUCCCACAACCAGCUGACGCGCCUCUGCCGGCGCCUGUUGGAACCUGCGUGGAACUCUUUACAGGUUCUCCACCUCGAAGGGAACAAAAUCUCGGCCCUUACUUGGCCGAACAUGCGGCCGCGGUCGCUGCAGUCGCUCGAGCUGGAAGGCAGCCCCUGCAGCUGCUCCGCGAAAUUCGUCAGGCUGUUCACACCUCCAAAGAUGCCGCAGAUCAGGAUAGAGGGCAUCAUCACCAAGCCGAGGGCGGCUAAGGGAAAGAAGAAGGGCUCCGCGAGCGCCGGGGAAAUGGAGGACACUGGCGUGACAACUGGUAAUGCCACCAACAUGGCGGGCAUUCAGUCCAGCGUCAGCGCAAGUGGCGACCCCGCCGGGAGCGAGGCUGGAGUUGGGGGUUCUGCGUCCUCUACAGCCGCACCAGCAGUGGGUAGUGAGGUGGACGACAGCGCGAAGAAUGCCGUUUCCAGGACGAAGAGGGACGGCAAGAAGAUCGUCUUCUGUCCGUAUGGCACAGCGUUCAACGCUGCCGGCGCCGAAAGCGGGGCCACCGUCUGCAAGAGGAACGGGACACGCAGAAACACCCUGAGGAGGAGUCCCAGGAGCGUCUGGGCCUCCCUGGUCAGUGGAGAACAUUACCUGACAGCAGAAGUUUCGGGCACUGUGCCUCAUUCUAGGCGUGUGACAUUUGACGUUUCGGCAUCCUUCCCAUCGUACGUCGUCAGGAGGCAGAGGCGUGCCGUUGUGGACGACUGCCCCGCCUCUUGCGGUGGCCUGCAUGAGGCAGGCUGCAACAGCUCAGCUUGCAGUGUUGGCAGCCCAACCACAAGUAUCAUAGUAGUUGGUGCUACGUUCGUUCUGGCGUCUCUGUGUACACGACUUGCUGUGUGAACGAGCAGGUGCUGCAAAAAUAUCCACAUGCUGGUCCUCUCGCUUAAGGGGCGAAGGGCAUCAAACGGGCCGAUUUGGAGCAGGAGAGGCACCACAGGACAUUUUAAUUUGCACUGUUUAUACUUUUACAAAUAAAUCCAUAAAACUUUGUCAGCAUGACCAGGAAGGAUUCAGGAUUCACACUCAUGGCAGUGGAAGCUCUAAAACAUAGCUAAAUAAUUUCUUUCACAUGUGAAAUUUCAUCAUUUUUUCACUUACUAUUCUCUGCAUUUGUUGCUAUAUGUACAUUUUUCUUCAUAACUAAGAGAGAUUCUUUGAUGAAUUUUGCACAGCUUACAAACCAUACUUAGUGGUGUACGAAACUCCAGGAUUUGUUUAAUUUAUGAAAAAAUGAAUGAGCUGUGACAUUUUAAACUUCAUGUUUAGAAAAAACUCAAAUUUUACAGUUUUUUAUCACAAUUUUUACUACAGUUUUUAAUAGAGUUGGACAAUUCUAGAGUUUCAUGCACCUGUAAGUAUGGCUUGUAUGCUGUGCAAAAUUCAUCGAAGACCCUCUCUUACUUAUGAAGGAAAGUGUACGUAUAGCAACAAAUGCAGCCAAUAGUAAGUGAAAAAAAUGAUGAAAUUUCACACGUAAAAAAAUUUAUUUUGUUAUGUUGUUGAACUUGCAUUGCUAUGAGUGUGAAUCCUGAAUCCUUCCUGGUCAUCCUGACAAAAUGUUAUGAAUGUAUUUGUAAAAAUAUAGACAGUGGAAAUUAAAAUGUCCUGUGGUGUCUCUCCCGCUCCAGGUCGAUCCGUUUGAUGUCCUACCCCCAUGUUUCACUUCAAAUACCUUUUCGGGACAGGAAUGGUUUGGCUAAUCCAUUUUCAUUUCGAUAUGUAACUACAAAGUUCUAACAGUAUAGUGACAGCCAUGUUUUAGUAAGAACCAGCGACUAGAGACUGUGGUGAACGUAUUGUUGCACCCACAACAGAUGAGCCAUUUGUACUCUUAUGCUAUCUAGCUAGUACAUCUAGUUUCACUGAAAUCUAUUUUUUAAAAUUAUAUUUAGCAAAAAUACAGACAAAUAAAAGCAAUGAACUCGACAGUAGCAAUAAAAAUAAAAUUGCUAACAUUCGAGUUCAAGGAUCUAUGAACGUAAAUUACAAUAUUUCCA